CGACAUUUUUUCGCGCAUGCGUAGUGCGCACAUCAUCUCUCAGUGAUAGUAGCGGUGAUGAUGAGGGACGGAGGCGGUUCGGUUCGGUUUUACUGCACCGCGGGAGCCGGUAUGGAGGCGUUUCUGCUGGACGAAGUGAAGCGCAAACUGAAUGCUACAGAGGUGGAACACAUCCCCGGAAGGGUCUUUUUCUGCUGCCACUCAAAUCUACGUGACGUGAUGCAGCUCAAAUCAGCAGAGAGACUCUUCCUGCUUCUGCGUAAAGCUCCACCCACUUCCUUACCCACAAACCCAGGAAAGGCAGCAAGUGUGAUACAGCAGAGGAUUGUGGGAAAUCCAGACGUGUGGAGCGGCGCUCUGUCCACCUGGUGCUCGCUGCAGGCGGAGCUUAACAGCUCGGGGGGGCGGGGCCAGAAGAGGAAGCGAGAGGAGGAAGAAGAGAGUUUGAAUCGUCCUACUUUCAGAGUGAGCUGCCGCUGCAGUGGAGCCAUCGCUCGCUCCUAUAACUCCCAGAAUCUUAAUCGUAUAAUUGGGAUGGCCAUCAACCGACAGCUUGGAUGGAAAGCUGACCUUCGAGAUCCAACUGUUGAGGUGAACGUGUACUUAAGUGAUGAUCACUGUGUAGUCGGGAUUCCUUUGUUAAGGCAGCCUCUAGCCAGUCGCACUUAUCUGAAGCACACUGGGCUCAGGUCCACUAUAGCCUGGGCAAUGGCGUCUCUCUGUAAUCUCCAGGAGGCCUCUGUAGUUUUAGACCCCAUGUGUGGAGUUGGCACCAUAUUGCUGGAGGCAGCGCAAGAGUGUCCGAAUGGUGUGUUUAUAGGGAUGGACAGUGAUGAAGUUCAGUUACACAAAGCUGUAGAGAAUGUACAAGCUGCUGGUCAGGAGGAGAGAGUCCUGUUAAUCCAGUCUUCCUGCACAGCGAUGCCGCUGCCUGCAGCUUCUGUAGACGUGGUGGUGUGUGACGUCCCGUUCGGCAGGAAGUUCAGCUGCAGUGACGACAUGACGACUGCUCUUCCACACAUUCUAGCUGAGAUGGAGAGAGUCCUCCGUGAGGGUGGAAUCCUGGUUCUCCUGCUCAGUCUGCAACUUUCAGCCCUGAUUAAGAAACUUAUGAAAUCGGACACGCUCGACCUGCAGUCACACGCAGCUGGCUGCGACGAGGACACACACACCUCAGAGACGGACGCAGGCAGCCGUGAGACAGAAAAAUUAAAGUUCACUUUUAAUUCGCUGCUCCUGCAGAGCAAACACAGAGUGAGCCUCGGGAGCACCGACGCGCUCAUACACACCUACACGAAGAGACACACGACAUGUGAUGCACAGCUAUAGCAAGUGACUUCCUGUUGGACGUGGAGUGCACUAUGUAGGGUGCGUAACAUGUAGUGCAUCUACAGUACAUACACUCUCAGUACUAAAAUCUGCCUCACCUUGUUUGCUUGUACAUCGCCCUCCAGUGCAGGAGUUCUCAGACUGUUUGUACAUGUAAAACAAAUUCCACUGACCCCUUCAUUAUGGAUUUAUUGCAGAAUAUUUUUGGAGCCUAUGAGAUUUCUAUUCCUGAAUACAGUAGGUCUGAGCUGACUUUGGUUCUUGGACCCUUAAAUAUAAUAACUUUGAUAAUGUGGGUUGUGAUUUCCACGUCUGUGACAAAAUCAAAAAGGUCACGGACCCUUUGGCGAUGUUUCAUGGACCCCUGGGGGUCCCUGGUCCCCCACACUGAGAACCACAGCUCUAGUGUAUACAUUUUGCACAUUUAAUAUAAUUUAAAUAUAUAAUAUAAUAUAAUAUAAUAUAAUAUAAUAUAAUAUAAUAUAAUAUAAUAUAAUAUAAUAUAAUAUAAUAUGAUAUAAUAUAAUAUAAUAUAAUAUAAUAUAAUAUAAUAUAAUAUAAUAUAAUAUUUAAUAGAAAAGAAAAAAACAUUAGUUUUUAGCUAUGAGAUAAAGAUUUACAGUACAUAAGGUACAUGUGCUUAUGCUUUCAUAUAUAUAUAUAUAUAUAUGUAUGUAUGUAUGUAAACAAAAUGUGUAUCCUUGAGGCUACCACCUCAGCAACAAGGAAUGGUACAGUUUAGUACUUUUUUUUUAUUUGUUUUUUGUAUGGAGUGUAUGGAGUAGAGACUCAUUUGACACUUUCAUUUUCAAAAGUACAUGGACUGAUUUUGGACAUUCAUUACUCUAUGUAGGGUGCCAAAACUUCUAUGCUACCCUACAUAGUGCACUUGUGAAGGACAUCUGGAGUUAUUUGUGAUUCAGCCAUGAAGAAGACACUUUCAGACAUCCAUCUUUGAGUCAUCUGUAUGAACUGUGUCUAACUUCAAAUAAAAGAUAUAUAAUUAUAUUUCCAAGUUUUUUUUUAGUUGGUGAAAAUCAGUGCUGUGUUUCUGGCCCUUUAAAUCUGAUCUUUAUGUCUAAUUUCUCACAUUCUUGUAGACCUAAAAAGCAGGCCAUAUUUGUAAGUCAUUCCAUCAUCACAGUAGUGACACGAACAAAUCGCCAGCAUGAGGCUUUAUCACAGAGACGAUUAGAUCUGGAGCUUAACGGUGCUCGUCUGUUUAUGAUUAGAGCGAGAAGGCCAAAGAAGGCCAGAUGCAGAGCUUUGGCUGUUUCGCAGCUAUCACUGGCAAUCCGCCAUUUUAUUUCCAGUUUAGCCACAGACACUGGGAGAUGCUGACAGGCAGAGAAGUGUGAGGUUUAAAAAAAGCACGAGGCUCAAUCUGACUGCUCUCGUAAAGGUGCGAGGAGCAGGAAGCACUGGCUCAGAGCUUAUUUAAAAGCAUUCGAUCAAAUCUGAGAGAUAUUUA
This is a messenger RNA of Pangasianodon hypophthalmus (striped catfish), 2800 nucleotides long. RefSeq names its product THUMP domain containing 2 (gene thumpd2). The record is from RefSeq and is a predicted model, not a curated record. Gene Ontology annotation, biological process: tRNA methylation. The transcript has 10 exons. Gene Ontology annotation, molecular function: tRNA (guanine) methyltransferase activity; RNA binding. NCBI's taxonomy places the organism in Eukaryota, Metazoa, Chordata, Actinopteri, Siluriformes, Pangasiidae. Bases 58 to 1329 code for a protein of 423 amino acids.